UUGCAUUAAGCAGAAGGAUGGAAAGGGCUGGGAACUGGGGACCACAUCUGUUAUCUCAGUUCAUUCAUUCAGAUCAAAGCAAUCAGAGGACAAAGCACUAUUCCUGACUGGGAAUCAGAGUAAAAGAAUGCGUCAGUUCCGGAAGGUUCUGUGCUGCCUGUUGGCUGUGACUGUCCCUCUGGCACUUUUCUUCCUCUGCCCCUGGACCCUGAGACCUUACCAUGUGGUGGACGUGAAGUACAAACCUCUGGCCGUCCCCGGGAACCUUCUAGAACACGAGCCGUGGGCGCCUUCCGCCAAAUACGAGCACAUAUCCUUCAAAGUGAAGGGGUCGGUCGCUGGGCUCCUGGCGAGGAACGAGUGUCGCUGUGAGCCAGAGGAGCCUGUGGUCAGUCUGCCUUUCUCUGGCCGUCUCUUCCGUGGAGUGUCUGCGCGGCACUUCACACACGUCUUCAACCCCGAGGAACUGGAGGCAGUGAAGCGAAGGCGACAGGAGGAGUAUCAGCGCUUCCUACAGCGGUCCCAGUCUCCUGCGGAUGUGCUGAUCAUCGCUAAACCCAAUGCCCCCCUGGGGUACCCUACACAGGGGGUGGAAGUGCGGCCACUCAAAACCAUCGUCAUCCCAGGUCUGAGCUUACAAACCCCAUUCAUGGAACUGUACCGGGUCAACCUGACGGCCUCCCUGGGCUGUCUGGAUGUGGCGGCGGAGGUUGCGGGGGUAAAGGUCGAAGGCGAAGGUGGGACACACCUGUCUCUGUCCAGCUCCCAACUGGACAACCUGAACCGUCAACUGCAAUUCCUCACCUACACCAACACGGUCUUCCACCCCAACACGGCCGACACCGUGCAGUUUGACAGUGAGGAACACUCAGCCUCUUUCACCAUCAAAAUCCGUCAUGUCUCUGUCCCCAAGCUUUACAUCUCCGCGGAGCAAUCAGGCUAUAACAUCAGUGCGCUGGUCACCAUAGCCACCAAGACGUUCCUGAGGUAUGGGAAGCUGAGGGAGAUGAUCGACAGCGUCAGGAAAUAUUACCCCGAAGUCACCAUCAUCGUGGCCGACGACAGCGAUAAACCAGAGAGGAUCCAGGGAGCUUUCAUCGAGCAUUACAUCAUGCCGUUUGGCAAGGGCUGGUUUGCUGGACGUAACUUGGCCAUUUCCCAGGUCACAACCAAAUACCUCCUGUGGGUUGAUGAUGAUUUUAUCUUCACGACGGAGACCAGGAUUGACAAGCUGGUCGAUAUUUUAGAGAGAACCACCUUGGAUCUGGUGGGGGGGGCCGUGCGGGAGAAGACGGGGAUGACCACCACAUUCCGGCACCAGAUCAGCGUGGAGCCGGGGGGCGAGGAGGGGGAUUGUCUGCACACGUGGCCGGGUUAUUACCACACGCUGGAGGGAUUCCCACACUGUGUGGUGACCGAUGGAGUCGUCAACUUCUUCCUGGCUCGCACCGACCAGGUGCAAAGAGUGGGGUUCGACCCCCGCCUGACCAGGGUGGCUCAUUCAGAGUUCUUCAUCGACGGGCUGGGGGUGCUGCACGUGGCCUCUUGCCAUCACGUGACCGUGGAUCACGCCCCGAAGAUCAAGCUGCCCUGGUCCCAACCCGACCAGAGGGAGAAGACAUACAACGAGUUCCGUUAUCCCAAGUCCUCAGCAGCCAAUGUCAGGCUCCAGCACAGCCUGUUUUACCUGAAGAACAGGUUCCAAUGCAUGAUGAAGGGCUGACCAGAGCCCAGACCAGAGCCCAGACCAGACCAGAGCCCAGACCAGACCAGAGCCCAGACCAGACCAGCCCUUCCUUUAUAGACAACAAGACUCCAAACCGUUGACUGUUGUGUUUCACCUCAACGCUUGCAGAAGCAGAGACGAGCAGACAUUGAGUUUGCAGGACUUAUAGAGUUGGGUUUAACUGAAGCA
Callorhinchus milii (elephant shark) is the source of this 1915-nucleotide messenger RNA. Its product is annotated as beta-1,4 N-acetylgalactosaminyltransferase 1. The transcript is spliced from 12 exons. NCBI's taxonomy places the organism in Eukaryota, Metazoa, Chordata, Chondrichthyes, Chimaeriformes, Callorhinchidae. Gene Ontology annotation, cellular component: Golgi membrane. Gene Ontology annotation, molecular function: hexosyltransferase activity. Bases 128 to 1723 code for a protein of 531 amino acids. Gene Ontology annotation, biological process: ganglioside biosynthetic process. The record is from RefSeq and is a predicted model, not a curated record.